Messenger RNA from Cheilinus undulatus (humphead wrasse), 1119 nucleotides. RefSeq names its product translational activator of cytochrome c oxidase 1 (gene taco1). Bases 69 to 968 code for a protein of 299 amino acids. The record is from RefSeq and is a predicted model, not a curated record. The transcript is spliced from 6 exons. NCBI's taxonomy places the organism in Eukaryota, Metazoa, Chordata, Actinopteri, Labriformes, Labridae. Gene Ontology annotation, cellular component: mitochondrion.
GUCAUCACAACCAGGAAGUACAACAAGGGCAGGAGCAGCUGCGUGUUGUCCGGAAUCGUCAAAUCGGCAUGGUGGGUCCGGCUGUGCUGAGGGCUCUCCGGACCCUGCGCCCCCAGUCUGUGUCAGCGGUCUCAGCAAGGUUCCAGACCCCGGUGGAGUCCGUCCUCUCGCCGUCUUCAUGUGUGCAGUUUCCGUCAUUGAGGUGCUGUCCUGUCAGGUCGCUGCAGCUGCACUGUGCUCUGUGUGCAGGACACAACAAAUGGUCUAAAGUAAGGCACAUUAAAGGACCCAAAGAUGACGCCAGGGCCAGGGUAUUUACGAAGUUAGGGAUGAUGAUCAAGGUAGCUGUGAAAGAGGGAGGAUCCAACCCUGACAUGAAUAUAAACUUAGCCCAUAUAGUGGAGCAGUGCCGAAGCAAGAACAUGCCCAAAGCAUCCAUAGAGGCAGCAAUCAGGAGUGCAGAAAAAGCAAAACCAACGACUCUGCACAUGGUUGAAGCUCGGGGGCCUGGUGGGUGUCUGCUUCUCAUCGAGGUCCUGACUGACAACACCUCACGCAGCAAUCAGGAUAUCAGACGCAUACUUCUCAAGAAUGGGGGGAUGCUGUCAGAGGGAGCCCGACACAAUUACAACAGGAGAGGGGUAGUGGUGGUGCCGGGCCAGGACCUGUCGAUGGAGAGAGCCCUGGAGCUGGCCAUCGAGGCCGGAGCUGAGGAUGUCAAAGAGACCGAGGAUGAGGAAGAAAAGCCGCUCCUGCAGUUUGUUUGUGACAUGACCGAUGUGCAUAAAGUCCGAGCCUCUUUGGUGGAGCUGGGGAUGCAGGUCACAUCUUCAGGAUUGGAGUUUGUUCCCCACACCCUCUUAUCUCUGGACCAAGACCAGAUGGAUGCAGCCUCAAUACUGAUAGAAGCUCUGAAUGACUGUCCAGAUGUAGUUCGAGUCUGGGACAACAUCCAGGCUGGAAGCUGAGGGUGCUCUCUGGACGCUGAAUCAACAUUUCAUGAGGGAUUUACCAUCAGUAGCUGUGCAGCAUUUUGAGGCCUUCUUUGUAGAAAAAACUUAUCAGAAUGAAAAUGUGAUCCUUGAUCAAAUAUAAAUUAAACUUUUCUUAAAUAUUUUA